This is a messenger RNA of Anopheles gambiae (African malaria mosquito), 6006 nucleotides long. RefSeq names its product chitin synthase chs-2. The coding region runs from base 598 to 5358 and encodes 1586 amino acids. NCBI's taxonomy places the organism in Eukaryota, Metazoa, Arthropoda, Insecta, Diptera, Culicidae. The record is from RefSeq and is a predicted model, not a curated record. Gene Ontology annotation, cellular component: cell periphery; cell septum. The transcript is spliced from 9 exons. Gene Ontology annotation, molecular function: chitin synthase activity.
CACACCGCGUUCCGUUCCUGCUCGGUCAGCUCGCAGCGUCGAUCGUCAAGGGCCGUCGUCAGUAGUGUCUCAUCUCUCCGAACGAACGAAACAGAAACUCAUACCGGUCCUAGCCAAGCCUUAUUUUUUACUAUCGAAAACAAAACGGUGGUCAUUCGAUCAGGCCGCGCCUUCGCAUCCUUGCACUCAUGAUACGCACGACGGAAUUGGUGCGUGUUUGUUUACCCAAUUGAUUGAAUUUCGAUUACCGUUAGCGGGUGUGAGUGAAUGAGUGAGUUCCCCGGAAAGGGGUUUUGUGUGCACGUGUGCUCAAAGGUCUGUGCCUCAAAUCCUUUGCACAGUCUCCCCCGGCAGAGGAAAAAGCUGUACGAUCCGAGUGUAAUGUGAUUAUCGAUCCGAUCGUGUCGUGUCGUGGGGCAGGUGUCGAAAUUGCCCUCGUAUCAUUAAACUCCACUUCCGGGGGAAGGUGCGGGUGAACAGUGAAUGUGAUAACAAAAAAGCACCCAACUCACACACACACAGUGGCAGUGAACAGUUAUUGAAAAGCGAUUGCAUCACCGCGAGGGCAUCCGUGGAGCUCGGGCUCCAAAGUGCAGGAUGAAGAACAACGCCACCAUGAACUACUUCACCGAAUCGUCCGACGAGGAUGACGAGGAGACGGUCAUGAUCAAAAAAGUGCAGCAGGACAACAAGCUAUGGGACUCGUUCCAGGAUCCGCCCGUACCGCAGACAUCCGGUUCCGCCGCCAGCCGGGAGUAUCUGCUCGUGUUCAUCAAAGGGCUGAAGGUGUUUACCUACAUCUUUGUGUUUCUCGUCAUACUGGCCAGUGCGUGCUUUGCCAAGAUGUCCUUCCUGCUGAUGGUGUCCAACGUAAAGGACGGGACCAAGAAUCGUUACUGUGACGUGCGGCAGCCCGACAAACAGUUCGAAGCGUACAUUCCACUCGAGCAGCGAGUAGCCUGGAUGUGGGCGAUUGUGUUCUCGUUUGCCGUGCCGGAGGUCGGAACCUUUAUCCGGGCGGCACGCAUCUGCUUCUUCAAGAACAUCCCGCGACCGUCCUGGGGCCAGCUGUUGAUGGUUACGAUUAUGGAGAGCUUCCACGUGAUUGGGUUGGCAAUUUUGACGUUUUUAGUGUACCCCAACCUGGACGUCGUUAAGGCCGCGAUGCUGUCGAACUGUGUCUGCCUAGUGCCUGCCAUCGGUGGACUGCUAUCCCGUUCGCACAAAGAGUCCAAGCUGGCCUUCAAGUACGUCUUCGAUCUGCUUGCGAUCAGUGCGCAGCUUACCGGUUACGUUGUGUGGCCGCUGCUCAGUAACCAGUUUGAGCUGUGGUUCAUCCCGGGAGCCAUCUUUCUCAUAUCCUGUCACUGGUGGGAGAAUUACUUGUCGCAGAAAAGUCUAUUUCGACCAAUCGCAUCAUUCGCUGCUAUACGCGAAAAAUUAACCGACAACCGGUACCAAACGUAUCUACUGAUCGCGCCGUACAAAAUCUUCCUAUUUCUCGGGGCCUGCAUCUAUCUCUCCGGCCAAACGGUGACCGAUUUUUUCGGACUAUUUGAUAGUGGCUGGGGUAAUCACACCAUCACAGUACGCGAGAUGGAAGCCGUGUUGAACGAAAAGUUUCCCGACCUCUCGUCCAUCACGUCCGAUCUGGAGGAACACGAAAUUUUCCCCACCAGCAACGCCAUCAUCUGGACCACGGUCACACAUAUCCUGUGUGCGUAUCUGUGCUACAUCUUCAGCAAAUUUGCGUGCAAAAUCCAGAUUCAAAGUUUCUCCAUGGCGUUCCCGAUCAAUCUUGCGGUACCGGUCACAGUUACUCUGCUGCUGGUGUUCUGUGGUCUGCGAGAGGCGGAUGUCUGUGCGUUCGACAAUAUCCUGCCUGACUACAUCUUCUUCCGUAUGCCUCCGAUCUACUACCUCUUCGAUUACGUUGUCAACGAGUUUUCUUGGCUCUGGUUGCUAUGGCUGCUCUCGCAAACCUGGAUCACCCGCCAUCUGUGGAUGGCAAAGAGCGAUCGAAACGCAUCGACCGAGAAACUUUUCGUAACACCCAUGUACAACAGCCUACUGAUAGACCAGAGCGUUGCCAUGAAUCGCCGACGGGAGGAUCAGGAAGAUUUCGUUAAGAAAAUUGAUAUGGUUAAAGUGAAAGAUACAGAAAAGGCGAACGAAAUUGAUGCCAAGGCACACGAGGGAAAGGAUGACAAGAUCAAACCGUACGAUCGCAUCCCGCAGAUAUUCAUUUGUGCGACCAUGUGGCACGAAAACAAGGAGGAAUUGAUGGAGUUCUUGAAAUCCAUCCUACGACUGGAUGAAGAUCAGUGUGCCAGGCGGAUGGCGAUGAAACACAUACAAGCAAACAAGGAUGAUAUUGAUCCUGACUAUUACGAUCUCGAAACUCACAUUUUCUUCGACGACGCGUUCGUAAAUGAUAAAUCCAAGUGCGAGAGUGCCGAUGCCUCACCGCUCAAUUCCUACGUAAAGACGCUGAUCAACCACAUCGAAGAGGCGGCCCUGGAAGUGUACAAAACCAAGAUGCGCGUAUAUCCGCCCACCAAGAUCGUCACUCCAUACGGUGGCCGAUUGAUCUGGACACUGCCGGGAAGGACGAAAAUGAUUGCACACCUGAAGGACAAAAACAAGAUCCGGCACAAGAAGCGCUGGUCACAGGUUAUGUACAUGUACUACCUGCUCGGCUACCGAAUCAUGCAGUUGAACACAUCGCCCGAGCGAAAGAUGGUCAUCGCCCAAAACACCUACCUGUUGGCACUGGACGGGGACAUUGAUUUCCAACCGAACGCCGUCUCCCUGCUUGUGGGACGAAUGAAGGUUGAUCCGGACCUGGGUGCUGCCUGUGGACGUAUUCAUCCGGUCGGCACGGGACCGAUGGUUUGGUAUCAGAUCUUCGAGUACGCCAUCGGACAUUGGCUGCAGAAGGCUACCGAGCACGUGAUUGGCUGCGUGCUGUGUUCGCCCGGUUGUUUCUCGCUCUUCCGCGGUCGUGCCCUGAUGGAAAACUCCGUCAUGAAGAAGUACACUACCAAGUCGGACCAGGCACGCCACUACGUCCAGUACGAUCAGGGUGAGGAUCGAUGGCUGUGCACCCUGUUGUUGAAGCAAAAGUUCCGCGUCGAGUAUUCGGCCGCCUCGGACGCUUAUACGCACGCCCCGGAAGGGUUCAACGAGUUCUACAACCAGCGCCGUCGCUGGGUUCCGUCCACCAUUGCCAACAUCUUCGAUCUGCUGGCGGAUGCGAAACGGGUCGUCAAGACGAACAACAGCAUCUCCAUGCCGUACAUCAUCUACCAGUGCAUGCUCAUGUUCGGCACAAUCCUCGGCCCGGGCACGAUCUUUCUCAUGAUGGUGGGUGCCCUGGUGGCCGUGUUUCGUAUCGACAUUUGGACCUCCUUCCUGUGGAACGGCGUCCCGCUAGCCGGGUUUAUGGCCAUCUGCUACUGGAUGAAGCAAAAGUAUCAACUGAUAGCGGCCUUCUUCAUCUCGGCCAUCUAUUCGCUCGUCAUGAUGGCCGUGCUGGUCGGUAUCGUGGUGCAGGUGAUGGAGGACGGUAUACUUGCGCCGUCGUCCGUGUUCUUUCUCGCCGUCGCGCUGCAGAUCGUCAUCACCGGUGUGCUGCAUCCACAGGAAAUGGAAGCACUGCCGGCGGGCCUGGUGUACUACAUCACCAUUCCCUCCAUGUACAUGUUGCUCGUGAUCUACUCCGUAUUCAACAUGAACGAUGUGUCCUGGGGAACGCGUGAAAACCCCGUUGAUGCAGCGAAAAAGGCACCACCGCCGGUAGCGGCCCCGGCAGGAAAGAUGCAAAAAAUAUUGGGCUAUCUCCGCUCGCCCGAUAAGGAGGAGGACGGUUCCAUUGACAUCUCCAUCAAUGGCCUGUUCCGAUGUCUGCUCUGUACGCACCCAAAGGCCAGCGCCGAAAAGGAGCAAAUCGCACAAAUUGCGGCAUCGCUCAGCGAAAUAAGUGUAAAAAUGAAGGCACUGGAAAUGAAAUUAACCGGCAACGUCAGCGUAAUGAGAUCAGACGACGAAGAUGAUGACAUCGGUAGUCUCGAUAUGCAUCGUCCGGAAGGUAACCGUGGCCCAUCCUCGCCAUCCUCCACCUCGGGCGCCGCCUCCCCGAUCCAGACGGUGAAAAAUGAUUCCCUCGAAGAGCCCGAGAAGCAGAUUAACUAUCUGCCGGAUUGGUUGUACGACGUGGAUUUGAAAAACGGCGACACUGAGACGAUCUCCGCCUCGGAGGAGCAAUUCUGGAUUGAGCUGAUCGAGAAGUAUCUGAAGCCGCUCGAUCUGUCGGAAAAGCAGAAGGAAGAGAUGAAGUCACAGCUCAAAGGUCUGCGCGAUCUGGCCGUGUUUGCCUUCGUCAUGGCGAACGCACUGUUUGUGCUGGUGAUCUUUCUGCUGCAGCUGAAAAAACAGGAGCUACACAUCGAGUGGUGGUUCAACGUGAAGAACAAGAUCAGCUUCGACGAAAGCACGGUCGAGAUCAUGAUCCGGCGCGAGUACCUGGAGCUCGAACCGAUCGGUUUGGUGUUUGUGAUGUUCUUCGGUUUGAUUCUCAUCAUUCAGUUUGUGGCCAUGCUGAUGCAUCGGUUCGGUACCAUCUCCCAGAUUCUUGCCUCCACCGAGCUGAACUGGUACUGUUCGAAGAAGGCUAAGGAUAUGUCACUCGAUGCGGAACUGCGCGAGAAUGCGGUCGAAAUUGCACGUCGACUGCAGCGCCCCAAACCGCAGUGGGACGAGGAAGAUCUAGAGGACGAGCAGAAAGCUAUUGGACGUCGCGACACGAUCCAUCGCAUUCUCUACCAGCACAAAAACAAGCAGGACUGGAGCAACCUGGAGGCUAACUUCAAGCGCAACUACUACAAGGAGGGCGAACUGGACCUUGGCCAUCGGCUUACGCUCAGCCGGAAAACACUCAACGUGCUCGAUACACGCCGUAAAUCGAUGGCCGAACAGCGCAAGAUCCGCAAAUCGAUCAUCCGGGGCCAGAAUCCGUACGAUUCGGCCGGAGAUCUUUGGUAUCCGGACGAACCGCCCGGCCAGCAACCAUCUCCCGGCUCGCGGUCCUACAACGGCCAGAUGGGUGGUGGAGGCGCCAAUCGGAAGCGCAGCAGUGCCAACAACAAUGGCGGUGGACGCCAAUCAUCCAACAACGGGCUCGGCGCCGGAGGUCGCACCAACUUUGCCUACCAAGUGGACGACGAUUUCGACGACAACUACUCCGAUGAUGAUGCCCGCGAGGAAAUGCAGUACCGUCGACCGACGGUCGAGCUUGAGAUGGCCGAACGAGCGAACCGGCCACCCAAAAAUCGCAAGAGCCGUGUUGCCUUCGCCUGACCAUGAUGGCGAUCCACAGGCCACACAACUGUGGCGAAAGCGGGGCACGAGACACCGAAUGUAACAAAUUACUGCUCAUGAGGUUCCUGUUGAGUUGACGCCAAACUUCCGACACUGACUGUGGGAUGUGGUUUUCGAUGGUCCGCGCAACCACUUGCGCUUUCAUGCUUGGUUCUUGGGUGGAAGCUAAAGGAGUGGCCCCAACAUCGCAGAACAAAAACACUCAACCGUUCAGCGCACAAAAAAGACACUCCCAAAACGAAACUUUCCUUCGCUGCAAGAUGAGCUGGCAUGGUUGAAGCAACACCAGAACAACAAAAAGCCCCGGUAGCUUCUCGGCGAGAGAUGAUGAAGGAACCGGAAGAUUAUAGCUCAGCGCGAGUGGAACGAGUGCUUUCGGUUAAGCGUACCCGGCGUACCAGAAGCGUCGAGCAGUUUCUCAUUUUCACAAACUAUUUGACUGCGGGCCAACACCGAGACACCAUAGUCAUACACACACACACACACACACACACAACACGUCCUCGUCCUGGUGCACCACCGUUUACCAACACCACUCUCGGAACGAUUUUUCACUGUACGAUCCAAGGAAGGAAAUUUAAUCACUUCUACAAAUGAUUAUCAUAAUAAACUUUUCUUCUAGUGCAA